AUGGCAAGCAGGUGCUGCGUCAGCCACAGGCAGCUGGCUGCUGGCCUGGAGUGUGCUGCACCCAUAGGGCUGCCUGAGCCAAAUGCUACUGGUAUAAAAGAUGAAGUUCCUUCAGCGUUUUCUUCCCAGCUUGAAACGGAUGACUUUGUCAUCUGUCAGAGGCCUAUGGAACUACUUGGGGAGGAAAGUAGACUAUGCGGAAUACUGGUAACACUGGAAUCAGUAGCGUUAGCUAAGGAAGACACCGAAUGUUUCCAAGUGCGGUACCUCCUAUUCAGACGUUUUACUCCAGAUCUGUCAUCUUUUGUCUUCUCUGCCGAAGAGGCAAAGUUGCAUUCUCUUCAGCUGCUGCCUAUGUAUCAGACAGGAAGUUUCAUGACCGCCAAUGAAAAUACUACAGCCAAGAAAGAAUUGCUAAGUGUCUUCUGUUUUUUCUCCUUGCCUCAUAUUGGUUAUCUCUAUACCAUUGGGAAUUUGAUAGAGCUGCUUUCUACCUAUCAGUACUCAGAGAAAUCUCAGCAGGCAGUUCUUACUCCACAAUUCCUACAUGUUAUUACAAGUAACAGCUUGCAGUGUUUCACAGUACGAUGCAGUGCAGCAGCAGCUCGUGAGGAGGAUCUAUACAUUGAUACAACCAUGAAGGCUUGCCCACCUGUGUCUCUAGAUAUCUGUGCAUUAAGAAUGCAGCUUUUUAUAGGGCUGAAAACUAUUUGUCACUUCAGCAACCACAUAAUUCUUCUAACUAAGGCAGAUAGUGAAGAUAUUACUGGAAGAAGAAAGCCUUCGAGAAGGGUCCUUUCCAGAAAGGCUGAUAGUGUCAAACUCAAGUCUCCACCUGAGUCAGAACCUGGCUGGAAUUUAUAUAUCGUGAACACUAUUUCAACCAUUCAGCUUUACAAAGAAAUGGUAGAGUACAGUAAGACAUAUGAAAAUGUUGGAACAGAGAGUUGCAUCCAUCUUCUAAGUGAGGCUCAUUUGUUAGUCAGAGCAGCUCUAAUGGACCCCAGUCUGAUGGAAUCAGAAGAGAGAGAGAAACUCCUGGCAGCAUUCAGAGAAAGUUGUGCUCAGUUAGGAGACUGUUACAGCAGGUUUGACAUAAAGGAUUACCAUCUUGCGCUGCCUUACUACAAGAUGUCUGGCUUAUCCAUAACUGAAGUUUUGAAGAGAAUAGACUCAUUGGUAGAGGGUGGAACACAGAAAUAUGAAAAAGGAUUUAUCUUUUACUUAAAUCAUUCUCUUUAUGAAGAUUUAAAUGAAGAGUUAAGCAAAGAAUCAGCAGCCAAAGUUCUUCAAAUAUUCCAUCUUGCUGAACCAAACCACCUGCCCCAUGUGCUCUGCAGUCCGUUCAUGAAGAAUGUAUGUCCCGGGAUGGCAAUGGAGAUUUUGCAGGAAGUGGAAAUGAUUAUGCCAUCAGUGCUGUUGACACUAACCAAAGCUGCCAUGGCUUUGAAAAUGGGAGACCUCAAGGCAUAUAAAAAUGAACUGGACUGUUACACAGAGAUGAGGCUGGCAUGUGGCUUUAUUGGGGAACCAAGACUUCUGAGGCAGCAGAGAGAAGGGCGCAUUGUUCCAACGGAACUUGCCAUUCACCUGAAGGAGACACAGCCUGGGUUCCUGGUGGCUUCGAUGUUGGCUUUGCAUGAGAACAAUAAAAUUGAAUUGGAAGAAGCAGAUUCUUAUUUCAAGAUGCUUUGUGGGAAGAAUGAAGAUACUACCCCUCAGCUAUUAGUAGACUUCUGGGAAGCCCUCCUUGUAGCAGGUCCCGAGAGAGAAAUACUCCCGGAGCUUUUGUUCAAGCUUACUUCACAGUACAUUUGGAGACUAUCAAGGAAACAGCUUCCUGAUUCCAAGCCACUGAAAACAACAGAGGAUCUGAUAAACUCCUGUAAUCAUUAUGGGUUAAUUUUCCCUUGGGUGACCUUCAUGAUGUCAUUGGGACCUGCAUGUGAUAAGAAUCCUGAAGAUCUUUCAAAAGUACAGUCUCUCUUAUGUGGUCCAUCGGUCGAUGUAGCUUCAGUUCUGCCUUUCUUGGAACUGUUAUCAGAAGACAGUAAUGAUGGUCUCAGUGUCCAUGUUCUAUGCACUACUCGGGCAGGAGAGUAUGAGAAAUCCAUUGACAAGCUCCUAGAGAAGUGUCCUGAAGCACUCAUACCGUAUGCUCAGCAUGAGCUGAAAGAUGAAAAUCGGGCUCUGUGGUGGAACAGACUUCUUCCUGAACUAUGUAAACGAACCAGAUAUGCUGGGGAUGACUACUCUAUUCUCCUCUCAUCACUGAAAGAAACUUUAUCCAUUGUUGCCAUGGAACUGGAGCUAAGGGAUUUCCUUAAUGUUCUACCAGAUGAUGGGACUGCAGCAUUUUUCCUGCCACAUCUUCUUCAGUGCAGCAAAAGGAAAACAGUGACUUAAACACAGUGAAAAAUGUGAAGUUGAAAGCGCUGCAAUAAACAGGCAAAACUAUAUGGUGGAAUUGUACAUAAAAUAUUGUGGGAGUCCAUCUGCUUAUAUAAUCUACACACCUAAUGGGUGUGGUCCACUGUCCCAUGUAGUGGCAGUUACACCACUUACAGCAAGAGAUAAGAACAAGGAAAUCUAUAGCCUUUGGUGAGAGCCAGUUGGCUUUAUAGCUCAAGCUGUAGAGACUCUACACUAAGCUCCAGAGGUCCUAGGUUCAAAUCUGUCUGGUGGUGGUUAUACUUGCAAGUUAUCUGGGUUUAUUGGAAAAACCAGCCUCUCUUGCUUGUUACCUUAUUAAAUAGUAUAUGCAACAACAAUCAUCACUUGAGGUAGAGUAUCAAUUUUGUAAAUGACAGAAAAGCAUUUCCAGU
Molecule: messenger RNA, 2825 nt
Organism: Pelodiscus sinensis (Chinese soft-shelled turtle)
Lineage: Eukaryota; Metazoa; Chordata; Testudines; Trionychidae
Source: RefSeq, a predicted model, not a curated record